Racocetra persica is the source of this 1868-nucleotide messenger RNA. The record is from the annotation of a GenBank genome assembly. Lineage: Eukaryota; Fungi; Glomeromycota; Glomeromycetes; Diversisporales; Gigasporaceae.
GUGCUUGUGUUGAAAAACUUAAACUUUGGUUUGAAGUUGAUGAAGCUAAAAAUUUGCAAUUGUUGAUAGAUGCACUUGAGUUACUUAGUGUUGCUCCUGAAUAUAAAAUUUAUAAAAAACAUGAUGUUGACGUUUCUUAUCUCGAAUUACGCCUCCGAACUUUAAAGACAACUUUAGAAGCAAUAUAUUACUUGGUUGCUUUGCAACAUGAAUUCCGCGAUAAGCUUCUUAGCAACAUGAGAACUUAUAUUAAUCUUUAUUAUCGUAUAAUAGAUCAUUGUCAAAACUAUAACAUAAAUUUCUUAUUAAUUCAUUUACGCGAUACCUUACAAAGUAUUCGUGUUUACGGACAAAAACAAUCCUUAGAAAAAUUUGAAAUAACCGUUCAUGCAGGUGUUUCAAUGCCACAGAAUGCAUUGAAAUUUUUACAGAAGAUCAAGGAUUUCAAUUGUCUUACUGGAUGGUACAAACAAUGGCGCGAUCUCUUAAAUGUACGUCGUUCAUUAGAAAUUUCAACCAAACAACUAAACAACAAAUUUUCCGAAAGUCAUAAAGAAGCUUAUCUUCUUGAAUUCCUUUGGCAAUAUAUUUUUGGUCAAAUUUCUGAUCAAGCCAUGCCAGUAACAAACCUUUCUGAAGAAAUCUUAAAUGACGAAGAGGCAUUUUUGUACAAUUUUAACAAAAAAAAAGGAUUAAGUUUUUCACUUAAUUCCUUAUGGUUUGGCACACUAGAUCUUGCUCAAGACAUAUGCCAUACAACAUCGCAACCCGCUAUUAUAGCUGCCUGUUACUAUUUGGGUUUAGAGUCUUUACGAAAAUCCCAAUGCGUCUAUAUUAAGUUUAAGUCUCUAGAAAUGCUUUUAUCUUUAUCGCUUAAGGAACCAAAACCGUUUCAAGAUGAAAUAAAAGGAAAAAUCAGUGAAUUUUGUGGUUUACAAUUUAAGUCGCUGGUCGAUAUUGUGUAUCGAAAACUUCAAUUGGACGCUAAAUUUAUUAAAUCAAAAGAUUAUUAUGUCUCUAUUUUUCUAAAGAAAAAUUUAACCGAAAAUAUAAUUGAGCUGCUAAAAGAUAUAAUUAACGAAAAUUUAAUAUGCGCUGAUUCAAAAAAACUUAUUGGUGAUUUUCUUGAAUUAGAAUGCAAGCAUGUCAUUAGCCGUCUAACAAUCAUCAAUCAGGAAAGAUGCCCUUUCUGCCAAACUAGCAUCGACCCAAAAUUAAUAUAUAAUUUUACGUCAAACGCAGUAAUAAAAGGCUUUUAUGAAAAAUUGGAAGAUUUUGAUGAUUAUAUAAUAAAUGAGCGACAAAUAUCAAAUAUUCUUCCAAAGUCUAAAUUAUUUAAAAAAGCAAAAGAUGCAGAAAAAGAGCAAAACUAUUCAGAUGUUAUAUUUUACUUGGAUAAAAUAAUGCAAUUUUAUCCCAAAAGUUAUGAUUAUUCAGUUCGAUGUAAGAAAGCGAAUGCAAUUUGGGAACUUGGAUUAAAGGUAGAUCGGGAAAUUGCUAUUAAACUGCAUGUGAAAGCUCGAAAUAUAUUAACAUCGGCAAUUCAUUUGAAACCAAAAGAUUCAUUAGCCUACAUAUGUAGGGGCAAAAUAUAUCUACAUCACAAUAGUAAUGUCGAAGCACUGAAAGAUUUUGAAUCUGUACAAAAAUUUGAGCCAAACAACAGAGAUGCAUUUUUAUACAAAUUAAUGAUAUUGAACAAGAUGGAGAAUACGGAAUUCAGUAAAAUAAUUAAAAGAAAUAAGCUCAACCCAAUGUCAAUAGUUUCAUUAUUAACAAUGGCCAAACCAAGGAAAUUGAUAUUUGGGCUGGGAAAUUCAUUGCCAGUUAAACUUUAUUCAUUGGAUGAUUCGACAAUUUCAGGAUAU